UACAAGAACGUUUUAAAUUCAUAAUAGCUUAUUAGUGGUUUUCACGCAAGGUAGUUAUUCUACUAGUUCUUAUGUUCAACUAUUCAACUUCGUCUUGCAUAUAAAUAUGAUGUGGUAUUUAACAUUGUGUUUGGUUAUGUUGAACGUAACUGCGUGCAAGUACAAUGUUAAACAAGCUAUGGAAAACAAAUUAAUUGUACCAGACAUUAUUCCCAUUGCUCCAAAGGAAAUGUUACUAGUAUACUAUCCAAGUAGCAUGAAAGCAGAACUUGGUAAUGAACUGACGCCCACUCAGGUGAAAGACGAGCCAUCAGUUAGAUGGAAUGCCGAAUCUAAUUCAUUCUAUACAUUGUGUUUAACUGAUCCUGAUGCAGGACCUAAAUUAAAGGAAUUUCACCAUUGGUUAGUAGGAAACAUACCAGGUUCAGAUGUAAGUAUGGGAGAGACAUUAACUGCAUAUGUUGGAUCUGCAACCCCCCCAAAAACAGGACUUCAUCGUUACGUGUUUUUAGUAUACAAACAACCAUCAAAAUUGGUAUUUAAUGAGCAGCAUAUAAGCAACAGAACUGCCGAAAAUCGUUUUAAGUUUUCAAUUCAUACAUUUUCAAAGAAGUACAAAUUAGGAACACCUGUUGCUGGUAAUUUCUAUCUUGCACAAUAUGAUGAUUAUGUUCCAAUUUUACUUCAUCAACUUGGAGUUCAAUAAUAAUUGAUWACUAAUACAUUGAAACCUAAUAUCAAUAUACUUGAGUAUUUACGAGUAUGUUUACAAUURCAUUACAUGUAUUAUGUAUAAUUUCUUUUUAUGUAUAUAUAAUCAA
Diuraphis noxia (Russian wheat aphid) is the source of this 821-nucleotide messenger RNA. Its product is annotated as protein D3-like. NCBI's taxonomy places the organism in Eukaryota, Metazoa, Arthropoda, Insecta, Hemiptera, Aphididae. The record is from RefSeq and is a predicted model, not a curated record.